Molecule: messenger RNA, 1519 nt
Organism: Coregonus clupeaformis (lake whitefish)
Lineage: Eukaryota; Metazoa; Chordata; Actinopteri; Salmoniformes; Salmonidae
Product: deleted in malignant brain tumors 1 protein-like
Exons: 7
Cellular component (GO): membrane
Source: RefSeq, a predicted model, not a curated record
UAUUACCUGAUCUGUUCAGAGUCUGUGCAGCUUGUGGAUGGAGAUGGUCUCUGCUCUGGGAGACUGGAGGUGAAGUCCAAUCAGUCCUGGGCCUCAGUGUGUGAAGCUGACUUUGACCAGCAGGAUGCAGAGGUAGUCUGUGGGGAGCUUGGCUGUGGGGCUCCUGCAGCUCUACAGGGGGGGCUCUAUGGAGAAGGUGAGGGUCAGACCUGGGAUAAAGAGUUCCAGUGUAAAGGCAAUGAGUCCCUUCUCCUGGACUGUGACACCUCAGACAGAAAAAACAACACCUGCCUACCUGGUAAUGCUGUUGGACUCACCUGCUCAGAGCCUGAUGAUGUGAGGCUGGUGGGAGGAGGCAGUCGCUGUGCUGGUGGAGUGGAGUGGUACGACCAGGGAGAGUGGAGGACUGUGGGAGCUGAAGACGGGAACAAGGAGGCUGUAGCUGCAGUAGUGUGUAGACAGCUGGGUUGUGGCUCCACUGUUUCAGUUCUACCUGGAAACACCACUAGAGGGUUUGGAGUUGAAUGUUCUGGGUCUGAGCCUUCACUGAGGGAGUGUUGGAGAACACAUGAUCUCUUUCCUGUAGUCACAGUGAUCUGCUCAGAUCUCCUGGUCCAGCCUGAUAUCUUCCUGACUGACUCAAUGGGAGGGAUCUCCAGGGGCCACCAGGGGCCUGAAGUGUUUAGGGGCGACAACUUCACCAUCACCUGCUCCACUCAGCCACAGUACCCAGGAGGCUCCUUCCUCCUCACGUUCACCGGCUCCAACAGAACCCAGACCCAGCCAGCUGUCAAUCACUCUGCUGCCUUCCUCUUCCCUGCUGCAGAUUACUCCCACCAAGGGAACUACAGCUGUGUUUAUGACAAUUAUGUUUUCUCUCAUAACUUCUCCUCUGAGAGUGAGCUCCUCAACCUCACCGUCACAGCCUCUCCUCUGCCAGCCUUCAUCAUCAGACACGUUGUAGUGCUGCUGAUCCUACUGACAGCCAUCACCACCAUCUACCUGUACUACAAGACCACCAGGAGGCAGAAGAGAGUGAACAGGGUGAGCACCGUGGAUCUUUAUGUUGAUGCCAAUGCCAUGGAGAUGGUCUCUCUGAGCUCCAGAGCUGAAGCUGGACCGGGAGAGGAGAGAGCAGCCCAGGGGACUGAGUAGGAGUAGAAUGACGCUGACCCUACAUGCUGAUCUUAGACCACCAGGAGGCAGAAGAGAGUGAACAGGGUGAGCAGCAUGGAUCUUUAUGUUGAUGCCAAUGCCAUGGAGAUGGUCUCUCUGAGCUCCAGAGCUGAAGCUGGACCGGGAGAGGAGAGAGCAGCCCAGGGGACUGAGUAGGAGUAGAAUGAUGCUGACCCUACAUGCUGAUCUUAGGUCAGUUUUGUGUUUUAAAUCUAUGGUCAGCAGUGGACUGGUGUUUAAAAUGUGGGGACAAACCUUAAGUUGUUCUAAUUUUAAUAACAAGUUCAGAAUUAGUUUAUCUUUCUAGAACCUUGGAAGAAAUCUAAAAGGAGUGACUGCAACC